AUGAAACAGUCCUUGGGUGAGGGUGGGGUGCAGGCUGGAAAAGUUUACCUCCCAAGUUCGUUUACCGGUGGACCCAGAUACAUGAAGGUACAUUACGAGAACGCAAUGGGCCUUGUGUCUCGUCUGGGUUCACCUACGUUUUUCCUGACGUUCACCUUCAGUGCUACUUGGGAGGAAAACAAGAAGGCCUGCCCUCACAACAGCGGGCGCAGUGACCCCUCAACAGCCUGCAGAAUCUUCCAGAUUAAACUUGGCGAACUCCUCCGAGAUCUGCGCAGCGGAGCAAUGUUUAGCCGUCCGGCACGUGACAUUGACUCCGUAAUACGCGCAGACAUCCCUUCGGAGGAGGAAGCCGCUGGAAGACUCAGGAAGUUGGUGCUGAAACACAUGAUUCAUGGUCCAUGUGGUACUGACCACCGCACCGACUUCCUGUGCUGGGACUCUGCAAAGGGGCACUGCAACAAGUUCUACCCCAAGCCUGCCUGCCAAACCACCCACGUGGACGAGAGGGGGUUCGUCCAAUACAAACGAGACUACACAAACGAAGGCUUUAUCACAUCACGGAGGAGACAGAUCAAAGUGCAUGAUGGCUGGGUCGUUCCGUACAAUUCCGCAUUACUGCUCAAAUACGAGGCGCACAUAAACUUGGAGCUUGCUUCUACUCGUCGCGUAAUCAAGUACCUCUUUAAGUACCUCAUGAAAGGCGGUUCUCUCCAGAACGUAACCGUCACUCCCCUGGGGAAACAAGAGGAUGAGGUCGAGCAUUACGUGACGAAGAGAAUGGUGGGUGCCAGCGACGCAUGCUGGCGUCUUCUCGACUUUCCUGUGUCAAAGCUCGAGCCCACCGUUGAGUGUCUUCCCGUGCAUUUAGAGGGCAAACAAAGUGUUGUCUUUCGGCCGAGACAGCUCUCUGAUGCAGUCACUCAAGCAAGCUCCAAGCUUAUGGUCUACUUCAAUCGCCCGCACCAUGAAACUUUUGACAAUGUCACGUACCAGACAUUUUACGAGAAGUUCAUGGUGCACACUAAGCGCCCACGUACUGCGGAAUUGUACGAACACCCCGAUGGCCAUCACUUUGUAACGACUCGCCAGCGUGGUGAGAAGGUAUGUAGGUUGAUGUGGGUCUCUCCCAACCGAGGAGAACAAUACUACCUUCGUAUUCUACUUAUGUCUACACCUUGCCGUGGUUACGUUGAUCUUCUGGCUCGUGGCGGUCCUGGUUGCCGGACGUUUCAGGACGUAGCCCGCAAUCUCGGCCUGGUGGAAGACGAAGAAGAAUACAAUCACGCGCUGCGCGAGGCAUCUACGUUUAUGACUGGACCCUAG
Molecule: messenger RNA, 1326 nt
Organism: Homalodisca vitripennis (glassy-winged sharpshooter)
Lineage: Eukaryota; Metazoa; Arthropoda; Insecta; Hemiptera; Cicadellidae
Exons: 2
Coding region: 1-1326 (441 amino acids)
Source: RefSeq, a predicted model, not a curated record